GAGAACAUGCCCCUCAAAGAAGUAUUUGAACAUCUCAAAUGUACAAAAGAGGGUCUGAGUACCGAUGCAGUUCAAGAACGGUUGGAACUGUUUGGAUACAACAAACUUGAAGAGAAAAAGGAAAGUAAAAUAUUGAAGUUUUUGGGCUUUAUGUGGAAUCCUCUGUCAUGGGUCAUGGAAGCAGCAGCUUUAAUGGCCAUUGCUCUUGCACAUGGAGGGCACAAGGGCACAGAUUAUCAUGACUUCUUUAGCAUCUUGAUCCUGCUCAUUAUCAACUCUACCAUCAGUUUUAUUGAGGAAAAUAAUGCUGGCAAUGCGGCUGCUGCUCUUAUGGCUCGAUUAGCUCCAAAAGCCAAGGUCCUGCGUGACGGGAAGUGGAGUGAGGAAGAUGCUUCAGUGUUAGUUCCUGGUGACAUAGUAAGCAUCAAACUUGGGGACAUUGUACCUGCUGAUGCACGCCUUCUUGAAGGAGAUCCUCUAAAAAUUGAUCAGAGAUUUGCUUUCGGUGCUAGGAGGAAUCGAUAUCUGCUUGAAGAUUGAUGAGGAUCAGAGGUCUAAUAUGUCCAUACAACAUAUUUUCUUUCACAUAAAAUUUGUUGCUCUCUCUCUCUCUCUAGCUUUUGUGGUCAAGAUUUGCAUUAAAUCAUUGGCCUAGCUGUUUCUAUACAUGUGUAGCAAACUCAAAUGUUUUGGAGACUGUCUCUACAAUGCCUUACAAUUAUUUGCUUAUUAUUGUGCUAACCAAGAUUGUAGAAAAUUGAUGUAGAAGUUCUGUUGAAAUUUUAUUUUUCUGCUUGUCGUGUUGAAUUUGUUA
Messenger RNA from Camellia sinensis, 814 nucleotides. NCBI's taxonomy places the organism in Eukaryota, Viridiplantae, Streptophyta, Magnoliopsida, Ericales, Theaceae. The record is from RefSeq and is a predicted model, not a curated record.